Molecule: messenger RNA, 843 nt
Organism: Zingiber officinale
Lineage: Eukaryota; Viridiplantae; Streptophyta; Magnoliopsida; Zingiberales; Zingiberaceae
Exons: 2
Coding region: 1-843 (280 amino acids)
Source: RefSeq, a predicted model, not a curated record
AUGGCCGAUCGGAGCGGUAGCGGAGGAUGGCCCGCCGACGCGUGGCGGUCUCCGAGUCCCCAUCGUGGGGCACCGGACGGUCACCUGGUCCCUAUGUGGGAGAGGCGGUUUUGCAGCGAGGCUUGCGGCAUCCCGUGGGAGCGCCUAUGUGCGAUCCAGCGGUGGAUGACCGGCGACAUGCAGGAGCGGGUGAUGCGGUGGGACGACUCCGCCGUGGCGGAGGCUUUCCGCAACGCCAAGGCCAGGUACUGCGCUCGCUACCACGGCCGGCCCUGCUGCAUCCCCCUUCCCGACCCGGAUAUGUACAUCGAUGACGUCGACCACGACGCCUUCGGCGAUCCUGAGCUGAUCGCCGACCUAGAGAAGCCGCCGCCGAAGUAUAGCGAGCUGGACUACCCUGCCGCCGCCUCGACUACCGGCGGUAUGGUUCUUCUUGAAGACAUCCGUCCGACCGGGUGGGACGAGGUGCCCGAGCCUAAUCCCUUGAACCGCGGUGGAGUUGCCGACGCUUGGGAUCACUCGACCGGGUGGGACGAAGUGCCGGCGCCUAAUCUCUUGAACCGUGAUGGAUUUGUCGACGCGUUGAAUCAGGGCGAUCCAAGGAGGAGUAGCGGUCCCGAAAGAUCCGAUUUUGUUGCUCAAGACAACAGGAGAAAUGCCCAAUGGGAUACCUGGGAGGAAAAAAAUAGGACUUUUGAUCGAGGUAGAAGAAAUGGAAGAAAAAGGGAGGGAGGUGAUCGCUGGGGGCCGAGACAUAUCAGACCCCAUUACAAAUCGAACAGCGAGCCUUGGGGAAACUGCAGAGGAGGUGGAAGGCAAAAGAGUGGUGCUUUUGCUGUUUAA